AUGGAAGUUUUAGGUUUAAGCUCCGUGACUCGUUUCCUCUUGUUAUUCGUUUUCUUUGUUUGUUCUCAUAAAUGCAAUCUAGUCAACGCGAGCGAACCGGUUCUUGAGAUAACUAAAGGCUUCGAAGCUAAACCGGACUCGUCGGUCGACUCGUUCCAGCCUCUCCUCACUGACCCGAGCGGAAACUUUUCAUUCGGGUUCUUACGGGUAAACGGGUCACGCCUCUCCCUCGCCGUAACCCACCCGAACUUAACGGAACCUCUCUGGAUUUUCGACCCCACCCGUUUAGCGAGCUGGUCGCAUAAGACGAAACUCUUCUUCAAUGGCAGUCUCGUUAUUACCGAUCCUUCUUCGAGGGUAGACUGGUCAACUCACACUAACGGAGACAGUCUCGUCCUCCGUAACGACUCGAAUCUCCAGGUGCUGAAAUCGCCGUCGCCGUCGUCGUCGGUCGAGUGGGAGAGUUUCGAUUUUCCCAGAAACACCCUCGUCGAAAACCAGAAUUUCACAUCGACCAUGGCUUUGGUUUCAUCCAACGGCUUGUAUUCGAUGCGACUAGGCAGCGAUUUCAUCGGAUUAUACGCUAAAGUCAGCGAAGACUCUGAGCAGUUUUACUGGAAACACAGUGCUCUCCAAGCCAAAGCCAAAAUCAAAGACGGAUCGGGUCCGAUUCUCGCCCGGAUCAACCCGAACGGAUAUCUCGGUAUGUACCAAAUCGGAAACAUACCAAUCGACGUCGAAGCAUUCAACAGCUUCCAACGGCCAGUUAACGGUCUUCUAAUUCUCCGAUUGGAAUCAGACGGGAAUCUCCGGGGGUAUCUCUGGGACGGAUCUCAGUGGGCAUUGAAUUACGAAGCAAUCCGUUUACCUUGCGAUCUCCCAAAUCCGUGCGGUCCGUACAGUCUCUGCACACCUGGAUCGGGUUGCUCUUGCAUCGACAACAGCACCGUUAUCGGAGAGUGUAGUCCAGAACCACCUUCGGGACCGGCGGAUUUUUGCGGCGGCGAUAAGGCGGCAAAGUUUAAAGUUGUGAGACGUGGAGGCGUUGAAGUGCCGUUUAAGGAAUGGAUGGAUCACAAGACGACGUCGUCUUUGGGAGAAUGUGAGGAGAUGUGUGUGGAGGAUUGCAAGUGUUUCGGGUCGGUUUAUAACAACGGGUCUGGGUUUUGUUAUUUGGUUAAUUACCCGAUCCGGACGAUGCUGGGCGUUGAGGAUUCGAGUAAAGUGGGUUAUUUUAAGGUGCGGGAGAGUGUAGGGAAGAAAAAAAGCAGAGUAGGAUUAACGGUUGGGAUGUCUGUGCUUGCUUUGAUUGCGUUGGUUUUAACGGUAACGAUGGUGUAUGUUGGGUUUAGGAUUUGGAGUAGAGAGAAACGGAUAGUAGAGGAAGAUGGUGGGUUAUCACCCGGCCCGUAUAAAAAUCUUGGGUCGGAUAGUUUUAGAUCCGUUGAAAUGAGUCGUAGAUGA
Molecule: messenger RNA, 1464 nt
Organism: Microthlaspi erraticum
Lineage: Eukaryota; Viridiplantae; Streptophyta; Magnoliopsida; Brassicales; Brassicaceae
Source: the annotation of a GenBank genome assembly